AUGUCCGUGUACGACCCUCUUGGAUUGUUAGCCCCAUUGCUGCUACCUGGUAAGAUAAUACUUCAGGAUCUAUGUAUAACUUCUGCCGCUUGGGACGACCCCCUUCCAGACAUACUUCAAGACAGGUGGAAUAGGUGGAAAACAUAUAUUCUCCAACUCGAAAGGGUCUCCAUUGACAGGUGUUAUAAGCCAAAAGACUUUGGGGAAGUCAAGAAUGUCGAGCUACGCCACUUCUGUGAUGCGAGCAACCUUGGUUACGGUCAUUGUACAUACCUGAGAAUGACUAAUGGAAGGGGAGAAGUACACUGUACGCUUGUGUUGGGCAAAUCCAGAGUGUCACCAAUCAAGACAGUCACAGUACCAAGGCUGGAACUGACUGCAGCCGUCCUGUCAGUGAAGAUGAGCGCCUUUCUUCAAGCUGAGCUAGACCUCAAAAUUGGUAGGGAGGUCUUUUGGACUGAUAGCCGAGUGGUGCUAGGCUACAUCAAGAACGAGACAAGGCGUUAUCAUGUCUUUGUUGCAAAUAGAGUGCGCCAAAUUAGAGAUGAAUCGUCACCCAAUCAAUGGAGGCAUGUCAGCACUCAAGAUAAUCCAGCUGAUGCCCCAUCAAGAGGACUCACGUUCGAUCAGCUUGAAGCAUCAAAGUGGUUCAUGGGUCCAGACUUCAUUUGGGAAAGGGAGAUUCUGGAAGAGACUGAGGAAGAAGCUACUGUCAUUCCUAAAGAUCUUGGAUUGAAAAGCAACACUCAUGCCUCAGUAAAAGAGGUAGAUGAGCUCGAGUUAGGACGAUUUGAUCAUCUCUCUAGUUGGUAUCGAGCAAAGAGAGCUGUGGCGUACUGCCUCCGUCUCAAAUCAUACUUACAGAGAUGCUGCCAUGCAAGACGAGAUGGGAAAGAUGUCAAGAAAGUUGUGAUGGAACCUCUGACUACUGAACUACUUCUUCAUGCAGAGAAGGAAAUCAUAAGACUGAUUCAGAGGAGGACAUUUGAUGAAGUGAAAUCAUCAGGGAUCAGCAAGUCUCACAACGAAAGAGAAAGAAGGCGUCAUUGCAAGGAGACCAGUCGCUUGUGUCGUCUUGACCCAUUUAUAGAUGAUGAUGGCAUCCUUAGAGUUGGAGGACAUUUGAGGAGAUCUGACCUCUCAUUUGAAAGCAAAAAUCCUGCCAUCCUUCCUCAAAUUCACCUGACCAAGUUAAUUGUAUCUCAGUGUCAUACUGAGGUGGCUCAUGGAGGAAGAGGCAUGACGACUAACCGUCUCAGAGCAAAGGGAUAUUGGAUCUUGGGUAGCAGCAACUUCAUCUCAAAAUUCAUCUCCCAAUGUGUAGUCUGUCGAAGACUUCGACAACCUCCACAAAUUCAGAAAAUGGCAGACUUACCUGAGGACCGUCUUUCCCCAGCUCCACUAUUUACGUAUGCUGGAGUUGAUUGCUUUGGGCUUUGGCUAAUAAAGGAAGGACGGAAAGAACUGAAACGCUAUGGUAUGAUAUUCACAUGUAUGGCAUCGAGAGGUAUUCAUAUUGAAGUUCUACACUCCCUCUCCACCGACUCCUUCACCAACGGUCUCAGACGCUUCUUUCUGUCAAAGGCCCUGUGA
This is a messenger RNA of Lytechinus pictus (painted urchin), 1593 nucleotides long. RefSeq lists its product as uncharacterized. The coding region runs from base 1 to 1593 and encodes 530 amino acids. The record is from RefSeq and is a predicted model, not a curated record. Gene Ontology annotation, molecular function: nucleic acid binding. NCBI's taxonomy places the organism in Eukaryota, Metazoa, Echinodermata, Echinoidea, Temnopleuroida, Toxopneustidae. The transcript has a single exon.